Vicia villosa (hairy vetch) is the source of this 2972-nucleotide messenger RNA. RefSeq names its product protein argonaute 4-like. Gene Ontology annotation, biological process: regulatory ncRNA-mediated post-transcriptional gene silencing. Bases 145 to 2862 code for a protein of 905 amino acids. Lineage: Eukaryota; Viridiplantae; Streptophyta; Magnoliopsida; Fabales; Fabaceae. The transcript has 23 exons. The record is from RefSeq and is a predicted model, not a curated record. Gene Ontology annotation, molecular function: protein binding; RNA binding. Gene Ontology annotation, cellular component: cytoplasm.
ACAUGUUUUAAUGUAGUUUGGAAAGUAGCUAUAAGAAACAACAUAACAUCAUUUCAUUUCAUUUCCCUCUGCUUCAUCUAAUUCCAUAUUCAAACAAAGCCUUAAGGCUAAACACUUAUAUAUUUUCAUCUCAUUUCCAAGGACAUGGCUUCACAUGACAAUGAGGAAUGUUUGCCCCCACCACCUUCCAUUGUUCCAUCUCAUGUUAAACCCCUCAAAAUAGAACCAGAGCUGGUUAAGAACAAGGAUCCUCCUAGGGUUCCUAUAGCGAGGCGUGAACUGGGAUCGAAGGGUCGUGCAUUGACUUUGCUGACCAAUCACUUUAAAGUGGAAGUUGCCAACACUGAUGGAUAUUUCUACCAGUACAGUGUUGCUCUUUUUUAUGAAGAUGGACGUCCUGUUGAGGCGAAGGGUUCUGGUAGAAAGAUACUGGACCGAGUUCAAGAAACUUAUAAGUCUGAGCUGAAUGGUAAAGACCUUGCGUACGAUGGUGAAAAAACAUUGUUCACUAUGGGAUCUCUAGCUCAGAACAAGCUUGAGUUUACUGUUGUUCUUGAAGACGUAACGUCUAGCAGGAAUACUCGUAACUUGAGCCCGGAUGCGUGUGGAAGUUCUAAUGAUGUUGAUAGGAAGAGGGUCAGAAGAUCCUUCCGUUCCAAGAAAUAUAAAGUUGAAAUCAACUAUGCCUCCAAAAUUCCUCUGCGGGCUAUUGCCAAUGCCUUAAGAGGGAAUGAAACCGACAAUUAUCAAGAAGCCAUUAGGGUGCUUGAUAUUAUACUGAGGCAACAUGCCGCUAAACAAGGUUGUCUUCUUGUGCGCCAAAAUUUCUUCCACAAUGAUGUUAGGAAUUUCAAACCUGUGAACGGUGGGGUACUUGGGGUCCGAGGGCUGCAUUCCAGCUUUAGAACAACACAAAGCGGACUUUCUCUAAAUAUAGAUGUGUCCACAACUACGAUUGUCCAGCCCGGGCCUGUUUUGGACUUCUUGCUCUCAAAUCAAAAUGUGACAGAUCCUUACCAUCUUGAUUGGGCUAAGGCCAAAAGGACUCUGAAAAAUUUAAGGAUCAAAACCAGCCCUUCAAACCAAGAGUACAAGAUUAUUGGGCUGAGUAACUUGCCUUGCAAGAAAGAAACAUUUACUCUGAAGAAGAAAGGGGGUGGAGAAGAUGACUCAGAAGAGAUCACUGUUUAUGAUUAUUUCGUAAAGCGACGAAAUAUUGCUCUGAAGUGUUCUGCUAACUUUCCGUGUAUUAAUGUUGGGAAGCCCAAAAGACCCACUUAUGUCCCAAUUGAGCUUUCUGAUCUGGUUUCCCUUCAACGGUACACAAAAGCCCUAUCCACUCACCAACGGUCUUCUCUUGUUCAGAUGUCGAGGCAGAAUCCUCAACAACGGAUGAGGGAUUUGUCCGAUGCGCAGAGAACCAGUAACUACAGUUCCGAUCCCAUGCUAAGGAACUGUGGCAUUUCUAUAACUACUCGGUUCACACAAGUGGAUGGGAGAGUUUUGGAUGCACCAAGGCUGAAGUUCGGAAAUGGUGAAAAUUUCAAUCCCAGAAACGGGAAAUGGAAUCUGAAUGACAAGAUAAUUGUGGAACCUGUCAAAAUAAGUAAGUGGGCUGUGGUGAACUUCUCUGCUUCUUGCGAUUUGCAAAGGCUUGUGGAUGGUCUGAAAAAAUGCGGAAGAAUGAAAGGAAUUCAAGUUGAAAGUCCUUUCGGUAUGUUUGAAGAGCAAGAUCAGUUCAGCAGUUCAUCACCCGUCUUACGUGUUGAGGAAAUGCUUAAGCAAGUUAGGUCCGAACAUCCUAAGGAGCGGCCUCAAUUUCUCCUCUGUGUGCUUCCUGAGAAAAAGAACUCAGAACUUUAUGGUCCAUGGAAGAAGAAGAAUCUUGUUGAGCAUGGAAUUGUUACUCAGUGCAUAGCGCCUGCUAAGCUAAACGACCAAUACCUGACCAAUGUUUUAAUGAAGAUCAAUGCUAAGCUUGGUGGAAUGAAUUCUCUGUUAGGGAUUGAACGUUCUCCAUCCGACCAUAUUAUAUUUAAUGUUCCGACUCUAAUUUUGGGCAUGGAUGUUUCUCAUGGUUCACCUGGUCAAGACAUUCCAUCCAUCGCUGCGGUCGUAGGCUCAAGACAAUGGCCACUGAUAUCUAAAUAUAAGGCAUGUGUACGAAGUCAGGGUUCUAAGGUUGAAAUGAUUGACAAUUUGUUCAAGCCUGUGCCUGGUCCAAAGGGUACAACCAAGGAUGAAGGAAUUAUAAGGGAACUUGUAAUGGAAUUCUAUUUAAGUUCUAGGAAAAUACCAAAAAAUAUUAUCAUUUUCAGGGAUGGUGUGAGUGAGUCUCAGUUCAACCAAGUCUUGAACAUUGAACUCGGCCAAAUCAUUGAGGCCUGUAAAUUUCAUGAUGAAAGUUGGAAACCCAAGUUUACUGUUAUUGUUGCCCAAAAGAACCAUCAUACAAAGUUCUUCCAACCUAGAUCUUCCGACAAUGUGCCGGCGGGGACUGUUGUGGACAACACCAUUUGUCAUCCUAGGAAUUAUGAUUUCUAUAUGUGUGCUCAUGCAGGAAGCAUUGGGACGAGUAGGCCAACGCAUUAUCAUGUUCUGUGGGAUGAGAUUGGCUUUUCUACCGAUGAUCUACAGGAGCUUGUCCACUCUCUGUCCUAUGUUUGUCAGAGGACCACCACUGCGAUAUCUAUAGUUGCUCCAAUCUGCUAUGCGCACUUGGCUGCUGCACAAGUUGGACAGUUCAUGAAGUUUGAGGAUAGAUCUGAAACAUCAUCCAUUCGCGGUGGAGCAAACGCUUCUCCUGUCCCAGAGCUUCCAAAGUUACAAGAGGAUGUCUGCAAUUCCAUGUUUUUUGUUUGAAUGAAUGUGGAUAUUAAGUUUUGCUGAACAAAAAGCUUGCAAACACUUGUUGACACAUGCUUUCACAUGUGUUGUAUUGUAUAAUUGUAUUCUUAGCAGCUAGUUUUAAA